This is a messenger RNA of Funneliformis geosporum, 3732 nucleotides long. Lineage: Eukaryota; Fungi; Glomeromycota; Glomeromycetes; Glomerales; Glomeraceae. The record is from the annotation of a GenBank genome assembly.
AUGUCAGAGAAUAGUUCAAUUUCAUCUACUCCACUUAGAAUGUCAACUCAUGAAGGGCAGGGACCUGAUAUAGUGGUAUCUUCUCCAUCAACACGAAGGUCCGUAUACUUAAAUAUUGCACAACCACCAGAGGCAAUAAAAAAACAAUUACAAGACCGAUUAAAUGAAAAAUCUCAGAAAAUCCAAAUGACUGCCGAAUUAGGUCAGGCACUAUUAAAACAAAAAUCCGAACUAGAACAACGAAUACAAGAGCUUGAUCAGACUCAAGGCGAUGAAGUUCCUCAAGAAAUUAAAGAUAAAUUAACCGAGUUGGAAAAACAAGCUAAACUUCUUGAAACGACAACAGCAAAGGUUUUUCUUGGUUCCAAAGGUCUUUCUUCGGAUGGAGAUAUAGCUGGAUCACCUGGUUCUUCUACUACAUCGAUGGUGGAUCCAAUACCCACAACAGCAACUGCUUCAUCACGUCCUAGUAGACGUGAAAUAAAUAAAUCAAAAAAUCGUAAAAAUGAUAUUGAAUUUGCUGCAGAAAUAGGACAGGGUCUAUUGGUGGAAGUUAGGCGUUUACAAGCUUUACUCCAAGAAAAGGAAGAAAGAAUAAAAGAACUUGAAGUGGAUAAAGCAGAAUUAGAGCGUGUAAUUGAAAUGCUUAACAAGCAACUUCGAGGAAAAGAAGAAUCAGAAGAACGGUACAAGGAAGAAAAUUGGAACCUUGAAGUAGCAAAACAAGAAUUGAGUGCACAAUUAGAUGAUCUUCAACAACAAUUAGCUAAAGCUCGUAAUGAUUAUUCAAAAAUUGAAAAAGCUCUUGCAGCUGCAACUGAUGUUAUUGAACAACUUAAAGAUAAAGAAGAAAGAUUGACAGCAGAAUAUGUUAACUUAAAAACUCGCCAUGAUAAAGAUAUGGCUAAUAAUAGAAGACAUGUUGCUGCACUUAAUCGAGAAAAAAAUGAUCUCAUGAAAAGUUUGGAUGAUCUGAAGAAUCAAUUUGAUUCAUUACAAGCUUCCAGCCGCAUAAGAAAACGAACACCGGAACCAGGUGCAGUUUCAAGUGAAGUAUACACUGACGAAUUUGGUCAACCUUUACCAUCUAACGAUAAUGAUACUAGUAACGGGAUCAUACCAGCAGCUUUACAAGGCAAAAACUUGAAUAUCGAAGUUGAAACUUUAAAAGCUCUAGGGGUUUCAAAUCGUAUGAUUGGUAAUCUUCGUGCAAAUCUCCAAAAAGAAAAAAGCGAAAAAUAUGAACUUAAGAAACUUUUAGCAGAUAGUCAAGAACAAAUUGAAGCGAUGAGAUAUGAAACAGAAUUUGCAGAUCCCACAGCUUUCGGCAAGAAACCUAAAAGUAAACGACCAAAGAGAUUGUCUGAAUCAAGUAAUGGAUUACCAAACAUUGACGAAAAUGAGCCAUUUAACGAUGAUGAUGAUUCACAAGAUGAUAAUGAAUAUUUUGAAGAACAACAUUUAGAAGAUGGUGAUGAUGAUGUGGAAAUCAAUAAAAAUAAUCGCCCUUCUUCAGAUAUGUUUAAACCUCGUAAACCUGAACUUUCAAGGAAGAGCAAGAAUUCAUUUGUAAGUUCUAUAAUGUCAAGUAAGAUCGAUGAGGAUAUUAUUCCUGGUGUCGAAGAAGAAGAAUUUGAUGAAAAUGAUGAAAUAGUCGCUGCUCAAAGAGCUGAAGCUCUUAAUAACUUAACUAAACUCAAUAGAAAUGCAUCUAUAUCAUCGAAAACAUCUCGAUUGUCAACGGAUCCUAAAGAUCCUGCAUCUCUUGAAGUUUCUAGCGAUCCUAAAUCUAUACGAAAUUCGACGAGUAGAGAAUCAGUUGUUCGUAUGCGUAUCAGUGAAUUUGAAGAUAUUUUAAAACAUAAAGUGAAUGAAGGUAGCUUUUUCCGUGAACGUAAAUCUGGUAGAUAUAAGAUCAUCAAUCUUGAUACUGGCGAGGAAUAUGAAGAAGAAAUUAAAGAUGAUGCUUCUUCAGUGGAUUCAUUUACAUCUGCAAAUGAGGUUAAUUCAGAUUCGAAAAGGGAAUCGGCGGCAUCCAAGAGGGAAUCAACUUCAAAAUUGACAUCAAACCGAAGAUCUUCGAUACCAACAACGUCAGGUGCAUUCAUUGAGACAGAAAUUGUUAUUCCAAAAGAAUUCAAGGAAGUUUCGGUUCAAACUGAUAAAGUUCCUGAAAUGGUUAGAAGUGUCUCCCUUUCUAUUAAGGAAGUGUCAGUUCAAACCGAUAAUAUUCCUGAAGUGAUUAGAAGUGGCUCCCUUUCUAUUAAGGAUGCGUCUGUUCAAACUGAUAAUAUUCCUGAAGUGGUAAGAAGUGACUCCCUUUCUACAAUUCAUACUGGCAAGUUUACGUUCGGUCAACGAGAUACUGUUUAUGGUAAUGAUUCAAAGGAUGACUCCAACGCUCGACAAUCAGUUCUUUCGGUUCCUGAAGAUAACAAAAUCGAUAAACGAUUUACGCUUGAAUUAAGUCCAGUAGCAUCGGGACAUCAGAAAAAUCAACGUUAUCAACAACGAGACAUUGUUGAAGAAAGCAAUUCUCGUGGUAUUUUACAACCUCAUAAUAAACUUCAUGACCAAGUUCUUGGAUUAUUCCCCCCACCACGACCUUCGGUUAGUCCACCAUCAACCCUCAUAGCUCAGGCUCAUACUCAUCGACCUAUAACUGUUAACUUCGGACAACAAGCGGGAUCAUCUAAAGUUUCUCAUAAUCCAUUAAAUCUUGAUAGAAAAUCUUCCACAGAUUCACAGGAAAAUUUACAGAUAAAUAAUACUCCAGGUUCUCGUUCUAUCGGAAAUGGUGUCUUUCCGAGUCAUAAGCAUACACUUAGUUCGGGUUCAGUGUCAAGUGUUAGUAGUGCUUCAACCUCAGCUGAAAAUAUAGGACGUUCUGACUCAUCUCAUGUUGAAGCUGGUAGCAGUACUGGACCCAUGACCGGACCUUCGGGAACAGAUCCAAAUAUCAUUCAUGCAAUUACUCAAACAAUGAUUGGUGAAUAUCUAUAUAAAUAUCACAGAAGUAAUUUUGGCGCUGGAAAGCGUCAUAAACGAUUCUUCUGGGUCCAUCCUUAUACCAAAACCUUAUACUGGAGUAUUAAAGAUCCCGGACAUUAUGAACCAGUUAGCACCAAAUCAAAGAAUGGCACUUCAUAUUUCGCAUACAUUGAAUCAGUAAAACAAGUUCCUGACCAUAACCCUUCACCUCCUGGUCUCCAUUAUGAAAGUUUGGUCAUUAAAACUCCUGAAAGAGAGUUGAAAUUCACGGCAUCUUCAAAAGAACGACAUGAUUAUUGGUUCCAGGCCUUAAGUUAUUUAUUACAACGACCUGAUGAGGCAGGACAAAUGGGGCCAGGUCAAACCCCAGGAAAACCUGCGAGAAAUGGAACGGAUCCAUGGGAAAAUCAAGCGAAUAUGCAAAGUCUUCACAGUAGCACAUCGCCAAACGGAUCGAUAAAGGGAUCAAAUACCAGAGAGAUUAAGAAAAAAUCUAGUUUUAAUAAAAUUCAAGCAAUGUUCCGUCGAGAUGGAUCAUCGUCUUCACAGACAUCACCACUUUCAUCGGAACUUACCGAUGGUCAAUACCAACAUUUUGGACCUUUAAGUAGUAGUAACGUCGAUGAUGAUGAACUUGAAGAUUUGGAAAAUGUACGGCAAUGUUGUGAUGGUCGUCAUGACGUGAGCAAGUUAGAACGUGGACCGAAUAAACAUCAUCAUAAUCAUUCCCAUCAUUAUUAA